AUGGACUUCAUCGGGCAAGUUCAUCCAGCUUCUAACAAGGGACACACUUUCAUAAUUGUGGCAAUGGAUUACUUCACCAAGUGGGUAGAAUCAUCAGCAGUAAAAACCAUAACCUCAGCUACUGUUAAAAAGUUCAUUGAAACCAAGAUCUUACACAUAUUUGAAGUACCCGAGAUAAUUGUCACAGACCACGUGCUAUCUUUUAUUUCAAAAGAGGUAGAAGAGUUCGCGAAGAAGUGGCACGAGAAGCUGGGAGAUACAUUGUGGGCUUGUAGAACUUCCAAGAGGGCAGGAACUGGGACUACACCUUACUCUCUGACUUUCGGGCAAGAUGCUGUUAUUCCCAUGGAAAUCAAUGUAAGUUCGGUCAGAAUUCAAAAUCAAUAUGAGCUCCACAGUGAAGAGUAUAUUCAGGCUAUGUGUCAAGGAAUUGAGGACCUUGAUAUAGCCCGAAUUGAAGCUCUAAAUAAAAUUCAAGAAGGAAAGAGAGUUGUUGCUUAA
This is a messenger RNA of Malus domestica (apple), 501 nucleotides long. RefSeq lists its product as uncharacterized. Lineage: Eukaryota; Viridiplantae; Streptophyta; Magnoliopsida; Rosales; Rosaceae. The record is from RefSeq and is a predicted model, not a curated record. Gene Ontology annotation, molecular function: nucleic acid binding. Gene Ontology annotation, biological process: DNA integration.